AUGUGGUCGAUUUCCGUCGACGCUGAAGAUGAAGUGUUGUACAAUGGUUUGAGAAUAUGCGACGAUAAAAAUGCGACGGUCUGCGACAGAGUCGGAUUCCAUUGCACGAAGAAGAUUGAAGGCAAAGAUUUCAUUGGAGUUGGAUUCUGCAUUCCAAGUAAGUUUUCACAACAGUAACUUUCUUUACACAACAAAAAAUUGCAAUAACUUUCUUUAAAAAACAUAAAAUGGCAAGAACUUUCUUUACAAAACAUAAAACGGCAAGAACUUUUUUUAUAAAGCAAUAAAUGGCAAGAACUUUCUUUAAAAAACAUAAAAUGGCAAGAACUUUCUUUACAAUGCAAAUAAAUGGCAGGAACUUUUAUUCGCUAAAGACACCUUAUUCAUCGUAUAACUUGUCAACCGCAGGUUGCAGUUCGUAAAACCUGGGUUUAAUAGCUAAAAAAUGACAAAACCCUUUAACAUUAUGUUUUUUUAAGAUUAAUGUUUUCAGGAAUUUACUGUUCCGAUGCCACUGAUUGCUCAUCGAAGAAGUGUGUCAGCAAUAUGUGCGUACCAUCACGAGUCUUUUGCUGGAAAAAUGAAGACUGUGCCGCGUUAAAGGUUGGCUGUAACAAGUCGCGAUACAUUAAUGGCCUAUGGGAAUGCGAAGGCGAGAUCCACGCUGAAGAAGUCCUCGAGGAACCCCGGAAUGACACUCUGUUGUAUGAUCAGUUGAAAUAA
Messenger RNA from Bursaphelenchus okinawaensis, 723 nucleotides. The record is from the annotation of a GenBank genome assembly. NCBI's taxonomy places the organism in Eukaryota, Metazoa, Nematoda, Chromadorea, Rhabditida, Aphelenchoididae.